Hordeum vulgare subsp. vulgare (domesticated barley) is the source of this 1837-nucleotide messenger RNA. RefSeq lists its product as uncharacterized. Lineage: Eukaryota; Viridiplantae; Streptophyta; Magnoliopsida; Poales; Poaceae. The coding region runs from base 595 to 1605 and encodes 336 amino acids. The transcript has 3 exons. The record is from RefSeq and is a predicted model, not a curated record.
AGAUUCAGGCCAGAGCCAAAAGAGGCUGUGAACAGUGGAGCGAGUGAGGGAGCUGCAUCAGAGCAUCAGCACCACCGGCAUCUGCAUGGAAGGAGACAGGCAGCCGCUGUCUAUGGGCGCGUGAGCUGAGCUGGUGCGCACGCAAUUGGGCGUCGGUGUCCGUCCACCUCCAAUGCCAGCCCCGCACCCCCUGUCCCGUCUUCCUCCUCCCGCCGCAACCGCAACCGACGAAUCCUCUCCCAUCCCACAUGGCCUCCCCCAAUCUCUUUCCCUCUCACAUGCACCUACCAUAACUAAUUAGCACCACUAAUUAACCUCCCUCUCGGCCCUCGCCAUCUCACUAAUCAUAGAUUAAGUGAGUGAAAGUGAAGCCUCAACGCACCACGAGACGAGCCUCCCGGUAAUAAGUCCACUGCACCGACGGUUUCAUCCAAUCCAACUACCGCGCACCCAGCCUCCUUUUCUUUAGUGAGCUGCCGUGCUACUUCACCACCCACACCUCCUCCCUCCUCCACUCUGCCCCGCUCCGCUCGCCCAAGCAAGCAGAUCCAAGCAGAGUGAGCAGGUCGCCGGAGCCAAGAAAAGGCGGCCAGGAUGCACGCCAAGACGGACUCGGAGGUGACCAGCCUGGCGCCCUCCUCGCCGGCGCGCUCCCCGCCGCGGGCGGCCGCCAACAACAACGCCGGCUCCGGCGGGGGCGUCAUGCGCGGCGCGGUGUACUACGUGCAGAGCCCGUCGCGGGACUCGCACGACGGGGAGACCACCACCAAGGGGGCCACCUCGGUGCACUCCACCCCCGCGCUCAGCCCCAUGGCGUCCCCCCGCCACUCCCACUCCUCCGUCGGCCGCGACUCCUCCUCCAGCCGCUUCUCCCGCGGCCACCACCACAAGGACAAGUCCGCCGGCCGCAAGGGCGCGCCGGCCGGGAAGGGGUGGCAGGAGAUCGGGGUCAUCGAGGAGGAGGGGUUGCUCGACGAGGAGGACCAGCGCCGCCCCAUGCCCAAGCGCUGCAAGUACUGCCUCAUCUUCGUCGGCGGCUUCGCCGUCCUCUUCACCUUCUUCGCCCUCGUGCUCUGGGGCGCCAGCCGCUCCCAGAAGCCGCAGAUCGCCAUGAAGAGCAUCACGUUCGAGAACUUCAUCAUCCAGGCGGGCACGGACGCGUCGCUGGUGCCGACGGACAUGGCCACCACCAACGCCACCGUCAAGUUCACCUACAAGAACACCGGCACCUUCUUCGGCAUCCACGUCACCGCCGACCCAUUCACGCUCUCCUACUCCCAGCUCAACCUCGCCGCCGGAGACCUGAAGAAGUUCUACCAGGGGCGGAGCGGGCGGCGGACGGCGAGCGUGAACGUGAAGGGGAACAAGGUGCCGCUGUACGGCAGCGGGCCGACGCUGAUGGCGCAGCCGGCGGGGGGCAAGGGCGGCGCCGGCAAGGUGAUCCCGGUGCCGAUGGUGCUGCGGACGACGGUGCGGUCGCAGGCCUACGUGCUGGGCGCGUUGGUGAAGCCCAGGUUCACCAAGGAGGUGGAGUGCAAGGUGGUGAUGAACCCCGCCAAGCUCAACAAGCCCGUCUCACUCGAGAAGGCAUGCAAAUACUCAUGAUCCAGACGUUCGUUCGUUGGUUGAUGAUUGAUCGGUUGAUUGAGUAAUCGAAUCAGUUGGUUGAUCAGUUGAGUAAAUUAUUUUCUUCUUCUUCUUUUGCUCCUGUGCAUUUUUCUCACGUAUGGCUUCUUUUUGUGUACCUAUAUAUGUGACCACUAUAAAUUAUUAAGUUUUGUAAUCGCCGUGGUGGCUGUGACAGUGAUGGACCAACGACAGUGGAGUGAUUCUUUUA